GACCAUCGUGGUAGGCGGCCAGCUGCUCUCCUAUCAGUCGGGUCUCAGUGAUGGUUAAUGAGAUUAGCUGUAUAUCUUAGCUUGCGUCAGUGCAAAGGGGUCAAUCACAGGAUUAGCACCUUGCUUAAGAGUUACAUCAGUUUAUCAUACUUUUUCUUUAUUAGUUUGACUUUCUCACAGCGGCCUCCAAACAAUGUUUGGCAAGUUUAAUUGCAAACUAGUUGUAGGAGGGGAAUUUUGCUCUGCAACAUGCCGCCUCGGGACUGAGUCUGUCCGGACUCUCAGCUGCUGAAUGAGGCGUCUUCCAGGGAACCAAGAGGAGCAGGGGCAGCCAGAAAAGUGAAGGGGCAGUCGGGCCAAAAUCUUGCCUGCUGUGCCAGAGUCUGAGACUCUGGUCAAAUCAUCCUCAUGCCACUUGUAAAUAACAAAGUUGGCGAUGAGUGCACAGCUGGCAAUAACAAGGCUUUGGCAGAUGGAAAGGCUUUGGUGGAUUCUUUGAUAAAGGUGGUGGCAUGUUACCGGCACUUAGCCUCGUGUGUUGGUGGGUGCACAGAUAGCUUACAGCUACGCGAUGAGUUGCGGCAGACUCGAGAAAAGGCCCAAAAGCUGUCUGUGGGCACCUGCCAUCACCUGACCUCUCACCUCCGGGACAAGAGCCUGCCGGAGGAGCACCGGAAAGAGAUGGAGCUUCUCUGGGUGGCCUUCUCCUCCAGUCUAGAGCUCCUGCAUAUUGACAUGUGCAAAGUUUUUAACAUCGGAGAUGUUUUCUCUCUGGCUAACACGGCGUCCCUGGUGCAAACCGGCCUACAAGGUGGGGGCAGUGAGGUGGCGGCCCGCGCCCUCAGUAUGCCGGACCUGAAAGAGGCCCAGCCGGCGGCCCUCCCCGCUGGCCUGGAGGGCGAGGAACGCAUCACCAUGGAGCAGGAGAUCAGUCAAAUUGACCAUAUGAUCGACGACAUGGAGAUGAAAGUCAACGUGUUGCGCUGGAUGGUGGAGCCCCAUGGGCCUCAGUACGCAGAGCCGCUCGGCAGCACCGACAGCGCCUCCAUAGCCAUGUUCUCUGUGGACGAGGAGCAGCCCGGCCAAGUCCACCAGUCCCUAUGCCAGCGGAGUCACAUCUUUGUGCUCUUAUUGCUAUUCGCUGUUAUUCUAGUGGCAGCCAUUUUAUCUGCCUGUGUUUACCUUUUAUCGUAAACAAAACAAAAAAAAAACCUUAAAAUACUCAACUUGUGUUUUUCUGUGCAACCUCAGAAACGCUCAGAAACACUAAAAAAAAAAUGGCGAGCUUUGCAUGUACAGUAGUUUCCUCUUUACAAACUUUACAUUCCUACAAACCAUAUGACGACAACAAAACGAUUUACUGGGGAAUAAAGUUUAAAUACAGUGAAGUUAAUCUGGAUUCUGACCAGGUUGCCAUUUCUUGCAGUUACUCCAAACUGCCAUAGUUUUUUCAAAGAUCUCUGAUGACAAAAGUGACGAUAAAAGUGCAUGGCUGCCAGUUAGAACUUGUUUACCAAAAUAAACUAUAGGAGAGGGGGGGUUAUUCUACCUCCUUAAAUGUAAAAAGAGAGCUUAUAUUUUCCUGUGUAUCUUCCUGACUGCUUUGUGAUACAAUAUGAUUUUAGGAAACUGUAAGAAAGACACUUGUCACUUUUCCCCCCAGGUGCUGAUGCUUGGUAGCGGAUGUAUUGUCAUUAAUUUCUGGAUUUAUUAUCUAUUUUGUAUAUAAUCUGCAUUGUAGAGAAAUAAUGACAUACCAUGCAAUAUAAAA
Messenger RNA from Menidia menidia (Atlantic silverside), 1771 nucleotides. NCBI's taxonomy places the organism in Eukaryota, Metazoa, Chordata, Actinopteri, Atheriniformes, Atherinopsidae. The record is from the annotation of a GenBank genome assembly.